Messenger RNA from Cokeromyces recurvatus, 481 nucleotides. RefSeq lists its product as uncharacterized. NCBI's taxonomy places the organism in Eukaryota, Fungi, Mucoromycota, Mucoromycetes, Mucorales, Mucoraceae. The record is from RefSeq and is a predicted model, not a curated record. Bases 90 to 362 code for a protein of 90 amino acids. The transcript is spliced from 2 exons.
UUUUUUUUUUUGAAAAAAAUACACAUAUAAAUACUCUAAUUAUUAGAUCCUUUUUUUUUUCUUGUAAAAACACAGUCAAAGAAAAAAAAAUGAAUCUUCUUAAACACACACUUAUGUUAAACUUAUUUGUUAUAACGUUACUUUUAAGUAAUGUUUAUGCUUCUAAAGUUUUCUGUGGAAAGACAAAAGAUUGCAAUUUACCUGGUGUAGGCCCAACCUAUAGUUGUGGUCACGGUUUAAAGUGGUCUGGCUAUGAAGCAGGAAGUAAUGAGAAAUAUUGGAGUGGACCCUAUACUAGAAUGCAAGACUUUAGAAAUUGCUGUGAACAAUAUUCUACUCCUAGAACCUAUUGUGCUAAAUAAAUAAACAUAUAUGUAUGUAUAUUAUAUAUACUAUACAUAUUGACUGCUUAUAAAUAAAUGCAAAAAAAAAAGACAGACAGACAUAACUAUAGUUGAUAAGAAGAAGAAAGGUGUAUACA